UGACGUAAGAGAAACUAAAAAGAAAAGAGCUGCGUGUUUCUACGUUACCUUUACAGAUCUGAUUUUCAAAAGAAGAACACUACAUACAUACACAAGACAUGGCUGCUGUUGCUGCUGCUGCCAGCGGUCAAAAUACAGAGAAUAGUGUUCUUUGUCCUAUCUGUCUGGAUGUGUUCAAAAAACCUGUGACGACUCCCUGUGGGCACAACUUCUGUCUUGACUGCAUCACAGACUACUGGGAGACCAGCGAUACCGUGAUCAAAUGUCCGCUGUGUAAAGAGAAAUUCUUCAGCAGGCCAAAGCUUCAGGUCAACACUUUAAUUGCUGAGAUUGCCUCAGAGUUGUACAAUCCUCCAAGAUCUCGCGUUACCCCGGAAAAAGCAGGAAAUGGAAAAGUGCUCUGUGAUCGGUGCACGGGUGCAAAGCUCGAGGCCAUCAAGUCCUGCUUGGUGUGUUUCUCGUCUUUCUGUGAGGAACAUCUGAUUCCUCAUCAGAGAAUUCCAGCCAUGAAAAAACACCGGCUGAUCCAACCGGUUCAUGACCUGGAGAGCCGGAUCUGCACGACACAUCACAAUCCUCUGGAACUGUUUUGUAGGGUUGAUCAAAUGUUUGUUUGCGAGACCUGUAAAGACACCAACCAUAAAACGCAUAAAGUAGUGAAUCUGGAGGAUGAGGCCCAACUGAGGAAGAUCAGGCUGGGAACAGACCAAGGAAUCACGGACGAAUUAAUCAAGGAGCGUCAGAGGAAAAUUGACGAGAUCCAAAAGUCAGUAGAGGCGAGCAGGACAAAGGCAGCAAAGGCCCUGUCAUGCAGCGCGCAUUCCAUGACUGCUAUGAUAGACUACAUCAGGAGAAGCCAAGCAGAGUUGGCUGACAUUAUUGAGACAAAGCAGAAUCAAAUUGAAAUGGAGAGAAAUUGCUUAAUCAAAGAGCUGCAAGGAGAAAUUCUACAACUGAGGCGAAGAAAUUCUGAGCUUAAUAAGGUUGAGUUCACCAACGACGCUUUGUGGUCCCUUGAGAACUUUCUGUCUCUCACCUUCACGCAGCCUCAGGUCAAGAAGUGGUCCGACGUGACUUUUGACGGCGAUGAGUUCAGUGAGCAGGGAGCCGUGGCUGCGCUGGAGAGGACUGUGACGAAAGAGAUAAAGAUGCUGUGUGAUCCCGAUUGGAAAGAAAUGCGGCGGCACGCUGUGGAUGUGACUCUGGAUCCGGACACGGCCCACCCUCUCCUCGUGGUCUCUCCAGACGGGAAGCAGGUCGCACGCGGAGACGGAAAGAGGACGCAGCCAAAGAAACCAGAGAGGUUUGACCACGUCCUUAAUGUCCUCGCAAAGGAGGGGUUCUCCUCGGGGAAAUUCUACUACGAGGUCCAGGUUGGAGACAAAACCAACUGGGAUUUAGGAGUCGCAAACCAGUCCAUCAACAGAAAAGGAGACAUCAGACUGAGCCCUCGGAACGGCUACUGGACAAUUUACCUCAGAAAAGGAAAGGAGUUAACGGCCAGCGCCGGACCUGCCGUCAACAUCACUGUGAGGCAGACGCCUAAAAAGGUUGGCGUGUUCGUGCAUUACGAGGUGGGUCAAGUCUCCUUUUACGACGCCGACUCCAGGGCUCUACUCUUCUCCUUCACCGGGUGGAGCUUCACCGAGAAGCUCUUUCCCUUCUUCAGCCCCUGGGGCAACGAUGGCGACAGCAAUCCAGCCCCUUUGAUCAUCACUCCAGUCAAACCCGGCAGCUGAGUUUUUUUUUUUUGUCUGCUGGAUUUGGAGAAACAAAAAGAGACCGGGGACUUGUUGAGAGAUCACAGCGGAGCGCUGAAGCGUUUUGAUCCGUGAAGCGCCGGCAUGUCGUCCUGUUUUCCCCAUCCAUCAGUGUCGGAACCGCGUGUCACCGAGCGACGCCUGUCACCCAGAACCUGCGGAUCUCCAAGGGAACGCACAGGUAGCCAUCAGGUGGAUCCAGACAUACAUGAACAGCGUGACGCGUUGUGCUGGGUUACAAAAAUAAAUCUUUAUCUGAGGGCCAUCAAUUUUGAUGCUUUAAAAGCUGCCAUUUGCUGCAUUUGCAAACAUUUCAUCAAACUCGUUUUGUGUUCCUCUGGGGUGACACAUAUGAGGCCGGUUAAGUUUUGACAUGAUGGAUGGGAUCGACAACAACUAUUUUUGGGUUCACAAAAUACUGUUUGAUCUACAUGGGAUUCACCUGAGGCCAGCAUAUACAAACGUGAUUCUUCUAAUGCGGCUCUCUGUGAGAAUCGUUUUAUCAGUCAGCAAUGAUGGAGCCUGACGCUGUGUCCUGUAAUUACAAUCUGCCAAACCUGCUUUCCAAGUUCAAACACAGCAAAUGUGUUUGAUUAAGAGAGACUUAUGCAAAUCUAUAUUGAGCCAAAGUAUGUUUGUUUGCUGGUGAGUAAGAUUUAUUUCCGAUUUAAUCCCGUUUACGUGUUUCUUCUUCCUCCCUAGUAGAACGACUAAAUCAUAAGAAAGAAUAAAUGUUUACAAUCAUCAUUUUGAGUUAAUUUUGUGCUUAAACUGAACCAAAUCAUAUUGAUGUCAUAUCAUGACUGAUCAACAUUGAUGGGUGACAGUUUCAGAGGUCACAGAUGUCGUCCUCAUGACAGAUGACACAAACAAUUGCAUUCUGUCGGUUGGUUUUCAGGACUUGUUUAUUAUUUAAUUUUUUUCGUCAUGAUGCCGGUUUUCUGUUUAAUCAGGUUGUUUUAAUCUCAUCUGGACACAAAGUAGCUGAAGAGCUUCAGGAAAGUCGGUCAGAUCAGCCCAUUGAAUUGCUGUAUCGUUAGGACCACACACUGGGCUAAUGAGUGUGGGGGGCUGUUGGGUAAAAGCCUUUCACAUCAUCUCCAUAAAGUCUGUUAAUAAUUACACCCACAAUUGGAUGACCGUGCAUUUUUUGGCAUAAUUUAUAGAGAUGAAUAAUGAUGUCAUAGCAAAGAGGACCAUGCUGUCAGAAAAUUCAGCUUCAUAAAAAAGUAUAUUGAUUGUUGCUAUUCUCUUAAAAUGUAUUUGACAGACAAAAUCCCUCUUUUUUUGCUUAUCUUUGGAGUCUGAAUUGCAAUGGCCGUGUGUGAAUGUAUCUUGGAUAAACGAAUCAGGGUAGAAAUAAUAAAAGCAAUUUAGAAAA
Gasterosteus aculeatus aculeatus (three-spined stickleback) is the source of this 3141-nucleotide messenger RNA. Its product is annotated as E3 ubiquitin-protein ligase TRIM21. Gene Ontology annotation, molecular function: zinc ion binding; protein binding. The record is from RefSeq and is a predicted model, not a curated record. NCBI's taxonomy places the organism in Eukaryota, Metazoa, Chordata, Actinopteri, Perciformes, Gasterosteidae.